AAUUUAGCAGACAAGUUCAACUGUCGACCAACGAUGAAUCGAAUGGCUAUCCCCACUGCCAAAAUCUGCGGUGAAUGAAAAUGGCGGUGCAAGAUGGUGGGGGAAAGGAUGAGUUAAAAACACAGUUUAUAACAAGGGAAGGAACUUACAGAUUGAUGACCCUUUCGGAAUAUUCAAGACCCACCAGGGUCGGUUAUACCAACAAUCAAGGCAAUGCUGCUGUUCGUGUGUCGUUUGUUACGUUGCCUGAUCCAAGUGGCAACGGUGACAGGAUUUGUUUCAAUUUUGGCAGGGAACUUUAUGUUUAUGUUUAUAAAGGUGUUAAAAAGGCAGCAGAUCUCACGAAGCCGGUAGAUAAGAAGAUGUAUAAAGGAACAAACCCAACGUGCCACGAUUUUAACGUCGUUACAAUGACACCCGACAGUGUUUCCCUGGUAAUCGGUUUCUCCACUGGGCAAAUUCAGCUCAUAGACCCUAUCAAGAAAGAACUGAGUAAACUAUACAAUGAAGAGAGGCUGAUCGACAAAACAAAAGUAACCUGCAUCCGGUGGGUCCCUGGUUCGACAAACCUUUUCUUGGUCUCGCACAGUAGUGGACAACUGUACCUGUACAAUGAAGAGCUUCCAUGUGGCACUGCACCUCCUCACUAUCAAACUUUCAAACAAGGUGACGGUUACACUGUGCAUACGUGCAAGACAAAGAGCACACGCAAUCCAUUAUACAGAUGGGUUGUUGGAUCAGAGGGUUGUUGUGUUAACGAGUUCGCAUUUUCACCAAGUGGUACUCAUCUUGCCGUCGUCUCACAAGAUGGUUUCUUGCGUGUUUUCAACUAUGACACUAUGGAACCUGCUGGCAUUGCACGUAGUUACUUUGGUGGUUUUUUGUGCGUGUGCUGGUCACCUGAUGAACGUUAUGUUGUUGUUGGUGGUGAGGAUGACUUAGUCACUGUGUGGAGUUUCGCAGAGAGGCGUGUUGUAGCACGUGGUCAGGGGCAUCGAAGUUGGGUCAGUGUUGUAGCUUUUGAUCCUUAUACAUCAUAUAGCAGUCAUGACGAUUUUAGUGGAGGUUCAGAUGAGGACGAUCCAACGGAAAGGCACCCAGUAAACAAUGAACUAGGGCGUGUUAACACAGCUACGUGUUAUAGGCUAGGGUCUGUUGGGCAAGACACUCAGUUAUGUUUGUGGGACAUAACGGAAGAUAUUCUCAAGCAACCACCGUGUCCACCAAAGCCCAGGGUAACUGGAACCACAACAUCUAGUUUGUCAAAUGCAAAUGGAACAACAUGUCGUGCUAAUGCUGUAGGAGCAUCUCGAGGCAACACUUCUUCUCCACAACAGACUGAUAACCCAUCAGGGAAAGAUAAGGACUGUGUAGCUGAUGGUAACCUCUCAUCACAUAUGCACAAUUCUACUGGUCCGUCUCUGACACAGAGGUUAGCGGGUUUUGGGUUUGGUGACAGAAAGGAUGCUCAUAAACGGAACUUCAGCCUAGCAUCUCGAGGUGGUAGUGGAAGUGGGAGUGCAGAAAAGAGUGGUCAUUCAGCAGCUAAUCGUUCGACUGCCGAUGAUCCGAUGAAACUCAUUGGAACAGCUGCUUGUCCUCGAUUUGACGAGUGUCCUGUGUUAGAACCGCUUGUGUGUAAAAAGAUAGCUCAUGAAAGGUUAACUGCACUCGUGUUUAGAGAAGACUGUUUUGUGACAGCAUGCCAGGAUGGAUAUGUCUACACGUGGGCCCGACCUGGGAAAAUGGGACCAGUGCCACAUAUUCCAUCGAGUCCAACUGCGGUGACUGCCCCUUCUACAUCCACACCAGCUGGAGCUGUUACUUCCAUGCCUGGAGGAACUGUGGUAUAGCAAGAAUCCUGCCCUGACUGCUGCUGUGACAGGUGUCGCAGGGCGGCAGGUGCCCAUUCUGGUCGUGCUCGUGCUGUGCUGACUCUUGGAGCUUGGUGGGCAUCUUCAGCGUGUACGUCUGCCGCCACUCUAUAGUGUGUUCCUUUCCUGACUCACCAGAAGCCUUCUGGAAUAACUUGCUGAAGCCACAUAAAGAGUUUGUGUAGGCUUGCAGCAUGAUGGGAGUCAAAACUGAGCAGUGCAGAUCAAUAAUCGUUGAUGAUUUUUUUAGUAUUGCUUUGUGUGUGUGUGUGUGUGUGUGUGUGUGUGUGUGUGUGUGUAAACGUGCAUACUACUAUGCAUGUGCACAUGUUGUUAUGUGGAUGGACAUACAUGUGUAUGCACAUUCUUGUACAUAUAUACAUAUAUUUUUUGUUUGUCUCAAAAGUUUGUUGAAGAUAUUUAUGAAAAUUUUGUGUAUAUGAAGUAUCAUUUCUGUGCUCAUAUCAAUUUCCUUGGCACGGAUCUGGAUUGUGUCUUCUUUUUCAGUGAGCAUCUUGCAAAUGUAUGAAAGUACAUAAGAAUUAUUGCAAAUUAAUUUCAUUGUUUGUAUGACAUGGUGCUGUCGGUCAAAGUACUCAUUGUUUGUCUUGAAUAUCAGUAUCUUAAGUUAAACACAGAAGAAAAGCUCUCUCCACUGCAUGCUGCAGUUUAUUUUUAAUAAUCUUUGUCACAAUUUGUAAUUUAAAAUGUGAAGUGCAAAGUUGAUGGAGAAUGUUAUAGUUCAAAUAAGUAUCCAUAAAGAUCUCAAAAAAGAAUACAGUGCAGUCUGCAUUAAGAGUGAUGACGGUAAGUUGUAUGUACUAUGAUUCACAAUUUUUUCUUUAGCUUAUUGUCAGACAAAAUUGCCUUAUCUUGAGCUGAAAAUAAAUCAAAAGACAGAUGCCAAGAACAAUAGCAAACUCGCAGUAAUUAGGAAGUGUGUAAGGAAAGACAUUUGUUUCAAUUCCUGUUACAUAAUACGAAAUAAUGAUACAAAUUUAUUAUUUGUAGACAGACUUCCCAUACAAAAAAAGUCUAAAGUAUACUGGUAGUAUAAACGCAGUUUUUAAGAUCUUCGAUGGUGAUAUCUCUGGAGGGGGGGGGACACAGUAAUUAUUUGCCAAUAAGUAAUAAUAGGCCAGACGAAAUAAGAUUCUCCUGCUCAUGUGUUUACGAACAAGGCCAGGUUGGCGUUUUUUUUUAAUUUUUUUAUACUAUUAUUAUUAAAAAAGUCAGAGGUCUCUCUACAGUACUAGCAACAAGUAAAGAGUCUAAUUUCACUAUAUGAGCACAGCCUCAUACAUAUGUGAAAUAUCAUCCAUUACUUUUAUCAAAGUUAAGAACAAACAAUGAAUGCAUUUCCACUGGCUUUCGAAUUGUUGUUGUUGUUACAAAGAAUCCUUUGCUUACGAAACAAACUAACGGGAAGUUUUGACAUUAAAUUUUGUAAUCGCAAAACCUAGAAACUAGGCAUGAAGACCCAAAAAACACUGCUGGUUGGGCAACUACAAAUUUUCAUUUUCAGAGUAUUUACUUUUCUAGGAAAACAGAAGUGUCAGAAACCCCCCCCUCCGCCUUACACACACACACACACACACACACACACACACACACACACACACACACACACACACACUUGUCCUAAAAAUGAAUUUCACAAAUACACUCAGGAAACCCUUAUUGUCAAGCAUGUCUGUGGAGGAAUAUUUUGAAAAGUUGCUUACUUAAAAUCUGGUAUUCAAGGCAAAAUUCACUUGUACACAUUUUUUGUCUCGGACAAAUUGGAUGAAAUGGAAUUCCAGCACAGAUUCCUGUGCAUGGCAAAAAGGUGAUGCAAACUAAACAGUAAAAGAGGGAAGGCUUUGUUUUUUGUUGUUUAUGUUACUCAUAAUUAAUACAUACUCAGUCAUACCCUCAUACAAAUAUGGUUUGAAUACUGCUGGACAGUUAAAUAUUCUUACAAAUUGUUCAUGCAAUAAAAAUUUCAUAUUGCAAUAGACAAUUUGAUAUUGUAAAAACAUUUACAGCUACAGCUGUGGUAUGCUCCUGAUGGCAAUGAUAGAGUGUAAUACAUUUUAAUUUUGAAAAAUGUCUUGUGAUUAUUUAAUUGAAGAGAGAGGGAAGUCUGGGACAGAUACAUAUUUAAGUACUUUUUAGCAAAAUAAAAUGUCUUCAGUAUUUAUUUGCACAGAGUAAAAUGUUCUUUGCUUUCUGUAGCUUUUAUUGAAGAUCUGUUGAUUUUUGUCUGUAAUUUAAUUGGACUCUGCGUGGUUCCAAAAAUAAUUUUAUAUUGUGGCCUAAAAGUUUUAUUGAUUUAAACUGUUUUAAAGCCUCAGGUUCAGAGAUACUUCAUACAUACAUUUUCUGUUGAUUAUUUAAUAGUUUUAUGUAGUUACAAAGAAUAUAUGACCAAAGAUAACUAUAAUGAAAUCAUUAAAUUGUAUUUAACAAAUGUAAAAAUAAUGCAUUCCAAUUGUAUUUAUCGUAAAUGUUGACUUUAAAAUAAAUGCCAGUGCUUUGUUAUGUUUCACUGUUUUUUUACAAAAAGCACAAAAUUAGAGUUUUAACUUUUGUGAUAUAAAAACAAUGUAUAUGGGCAAAAUGUAUUGUAUUUAUAAAAUUUUUGUUUGCAUGGUAUACCAAUCAAAAUAUUUCAGUCGGAAUGUUGAGUAAGUUACAAUGAAAUAAAUACUGUAUUAAUGUUAGCAUAGUAAGGAGGUUUUUGUACCAAGGAAACAGUUGCAUAUUCUCUAAUCAAAGCCUCAUUCAUAGUUCCUGGCUCUAAAGUGAAUGAAUAUUAUCUUAGUUUGCUGAAAAGCCUAAUUUUAUGUAGAUAUCAUUGGACAUAGCUAGUAAGAAAGCAACCAGAAAAGCUUUAAUAUGUACAUUUAUUAUGUAUUAUCUGUAAAGAAUUACACUUGUGAACUCACGAGAGACCUGCCAUCAGAUUGGAUUAUGAAAAAAAAAUUGUUGUAUGCUGUGUAAGUGUUGUAAUUUUUAACAAUACAUAAUUUAUGAACAAGGAAAAUUUAGGUAUACAUGCAAAGAAGAGCCAGACUCACUAAACCUUAAACAGUUGCUGAACUACUGUAAACAUAUGUUUCUGAAACUCUUAGCAGAUAAUUUCCUAAGAAAGGAAGAAAACAAUAAAAAGAGGAUGAGGUGGUAUAAAGAAUUUAUCUACCCUAGUUUUGGUGGGAAAUUAGGGAGAUCCUGUCCUUUCAUAACAACUAUUUAGAACACUGUCAUUUUUGUGUUCCUGAUGUAUCACAUGAUCGUUUGCAUUCUCAAGUCAUCUUAACAUCUUUAGCUAUCUUUGAUUUCUGCAUUUAUUCUUGAUGGCAUGAGGAGGAAGAUGAAGUACUUCUUUUUUACAUGUACAUUAUUUUUGAAAAAAAUCUUUCUUACAAUGUUAAUUAAUAACAAUGUUUAAGAAUAUAAUUUUCUCUGGGUUGUCAGGAGUUAAGAUCUAGUUCUGUUCUCUUGAUUUUGGAGAAGCUGUUCUUGCAAUUUUAGAGGGACUGGAGCACAUGCUACUCCCUGUUUCAUCAUUUCAUGUGUACAACCUCAGUUGCACCAUCUAAUCUUUUAAGUCAUUGGUCUGGUUACUCUGUGAAAAGGGAAUUACAUACUUGUAAUUGGCUUUGUAUAAAUAUUGGGCUGCAGCUAAGAAUACACAGAUCAAAUCCAUUUUAAAUUCAACCGUGGAGGCAUUUGUCAUUUGUUUUGUUUUCAGAAUACAUUCAGUAGAGAACUCUGAGAGAGGGGUGGGGGGGAACUGCUCUGUACAAAGAAAGCUUCCAUUUAAUUUCGUCAUCAACUCUGUCGUAUCAGGAUUUGUAGUUUCAUGUUUGAAAUUUUCACACUAUGUGCACAGUGUAACGGAUGACAAAAUAAUGCCAAGGGAUGUUUCAACAAUUUAUGAACUAUGUUUUGAAUCUAUCAUUUGUGGCAGGUUAACACUUAGAAUCCUCCCUGCUUCCAUCAUCAAUGGAAGUAAACUAUUAACAAAACUAAAUAAAACUGACGUUUGUUUCUAACUACAGUCCUGUAUUUGACUCAUUAAACAAAGAUUCACUUCUGCUAAAAAGUGGGUACUUCCUCUGUCCUUCUGUGUCGCCUCCACAACCACCUCUUAUUCUUUCAAGGAUUAUAUAUCUGUCACAAAGUGUGAGGAAAUUGACUGUCGACUAGCAGGGAAUUAUAUUUACUUGAUUUGGAGUUAUUAGAUAUCCUUGUGCUGCAGUUAUAUAAAUUUUUUUAUAUGUUAUAUUAAAAAAGUAUCUUAAGAGUGCAAUCUAGAGCAGCUGUGUGUGAGUUUUAGAUUAUUUAUGAAUAUUAAUAAUAUAUAACUCUAAUAUUAGUUUUUCAAACAAGUCUGUGAUUUAAAACAAAAUAAUGUAGUACAUGUAACCUUGAAAUGGUGGUUCAUGUUGAAAUAUUUUGCUAUACAGUUUGUAGUCAUGUAAGCAGAGGUUUGAGUAGUAGAUGUGUUGUGAUCCCUCACAAACAUUUUAUCUGUAAUAUUUAUUAAUAUGUGUUGAAGUAAAGACUGUCAAUCCCAUUACAUUACUGGUCUUAAGACAGCUUAUGAAAUGACGAAAAAAGUUUUAGUGCUCAAGACACUUCAUAAACCUGACAUUUCACAGUGCAAUGUAUAAUGAAAAUUCAUUUUUCACAAGCAAAAUUUUUUUUGAGUAGUUUUGGAAAUGCUCUCUUGGCUGUCAACACCUGUACAUUCUGAGAUAAAAUUAUGCUAAUAUGAAAUGUGACUCAAUAUUCAUUCACUUUGUUGAAAUGGUAUUGUGGAGAUUGUGCUUCAUUCAUUUUAUAAUAGGCAUUUUCAUAUGGUGCUUACUCAGUCUGCCAAAAGGCACAUUUUGCAUAUACAUACUUAUACCUGCUGUUCCUUAGCCAUGUGUAAGACACACUUUUUGUUCAUGUAAUUUGAUGAGGAAACUAAAAAGUUCUCAUCACAAUGGAAGAAAAAGACACUGUGGUGUGCAUAUUUUUAUUUGAACAAUUUAUGUAUCAUAGCCAUCAGUUUUUUUGGUGAUAAAAAAUAUGACAUGUA
Molecule: messenger RNA, 6948 nt
Organism: Schistocerca gregaria
Lineage: Eukaryota; Metazoa; Arthropoda; Insecta; Orthoptera; Acrididae
Product: WD repeat-containing protein 20
Exons: 4
Coding region: 75-1853 (592 amino acids)
Molecular function (GO): protein binding
Source: RefSeq, a predicted model, not a curated record